This is a messenger RNA of Zea mays, 1331 nucleotides long. Its product is annotated as ubiquitin carboxyl-terminal hydrolase isozyme L3. NCBI's taxonomy places the organism in Eukaryota, Viridiplantae, Streptophyta, Magnoliopsida, Poales, Poaceae. Gene Ontology annotation, biological process: ubiquitin-dependent protein catabolic process; protein deubiquitination. The record is from RefSeq and is a predicted model, not a curated record. Gene Ontology annotation, cellular component: cytoplasm. The transcript is spliced from 9 exons. Bases 500 to 1063 code for a protein of 187 amino acids. Gene Ontology annotation, molecular function: cysteine-type deubiquitinase activity.
ACGCCGUGGAAGAAUCAUCGGGGUGCUCCGGUGCUGCCUGCCGGCGCGUGCUCCGCAGUUCAGCAUUGGAGACUGCGAAAGGCAUAGCAACUUUCAGUUCAUUUUAGAGGAAGAACGCCUCUGUAGCUCUCGUAUUUAAAUUGGAUCGGACGCACUUCAUGGCGUGGCGAAAUUCGCAAUAUUCAUUCAUCAUCAGUAACCAAAAUUUCGACUUUUUUUUUAAAAAAAAUACACUAUAACCGAGAGCGUCUGAAAAAUGGGAACAAACUAGCAACUGAAGCGUACUAACAAAAAGCGCCCGAUUCGCCUCGCAAAAUCGCCGCCGCCAUCACCUACCUACUCACAGAAGUUCCGCCUUCCUUUCCUCCGGCGCGCGCCGCGCCUGUCGCCAUGGUGAAGCGAUGGCUUCCCCUCGAGGCCAACCCCGACGUCAUGAACCAGUUCAUGUGGGGACUGGGGGUCCCCGAGGACGUGGGGUUCUGCGACGUGUACGGCCUCGAUGACGAGUUGCUCGCCAUGGUGCCCCAGCCGGUGCUCGCGGUCCUACUUCUCUACCCCCAGGACCGGAGCAAGGAGUCCCAAGCUUCAGCUACCUCGUCGGUGGAGACCAAGGAGCCCAGCAAGAACGUAUAUUUCACAAAGCAAACUGUUGGGAAUGCCUGUGGCACAGUUGGUAUUAUUCAUGCACUGGGGAAUGCUACUUCCAGAAUCAAGUGAGGGGUCAUAUUUUGAUAGAUUUUAUAAACGAACUGCUGACAUGGAUCCUAUCCAGCGUGCUGCAUUUCUUGAGGAGGACGAGGAAAUGGAGAAUGCUCAUUCCAUUGCCGCUACUGCUGGUGACACAGAGGCCAAGGACGGUGUAAUUGAACAUUACAUUUGUUUCUCUUGUGUCGAUGGAGAGCUUUAUGAGCUUGAUGGGGGGACAUCACAGCCAAUACCCCAUGGGCCUUCCACUCCUGAUACCUUGUUGCAGGAUGCUGCAGAAGUUAUAAAAGCAAGAAUCGCCAUGUAUUCACAGUCAAACAACUUCAAUGUCAUGGCUCUUUCAGGCAAAGCGAUAUAGCAUUAUAGCACUUUCAGUCAUAGGCACUCGAUAUCCCACAUUUGCUUUGCAGCAGCCUUAGUCCAACACUGCAGUAUGUUCUAUUGUUUUCUUGCCUUCGUUUUAUUAUUUAAACACGUUAAAACAAGAUAAAUAAAAGCGUGGCUACAGAAAAGUUCCCGUUGGUAGUAUCACUUCUCUUAAGAGCUAAUGUGCCGUUUCGUUCACACAAAAUGUAAUGUAACGUAAAUGGAUUCACGCUGGAAUACCGGUGGUAAAGUUUAAAUAA